GAACUGGCGAAAAAGAUGGAGAUAUCUUUUUCUCCUCAAUAGAAACACUAUGUAAUAAUUUUUUAACAAACUAUGACGAUAGCUCUACAGAAAUACCUCUACAAAAACUUUCUUAUAAGAAUUGGAGAGAGAGUGAAGAGGUUCUUAAAGAUAUUUUAGUUGAAAUACUUGAGACUUUGCCACUUACUGAAAGUUCUCCAAAAGAGAACACUUAUAUAUCUAAUAUUAAAUCUAGUAUUCCUCCCGAGCAGAAAAAGGGGCAAGGUAUGGUUAAAGAUUUUAUGGCUAAUGGUAGAGAUGGAGAGAAAAAAGCAAAAGAACAAAAAAUAGGAAUAGAUAAGAUUCAGUAUACCAAAUCUUAUACUGCAAAUAGUAUUUCAAGAUUUACUAAUUUACAGAUUCAAAUGAUUAUUAAUCAUUUCACUAAAAACUCUGCAAUAGAAUUCAUUGAUAAUUUAAUCAAAACUGAGAUUAAUGAAGAAGCUAAAAGAAUUUCAUUAGAAACAGAGUUAAGUAUUACAACCACCCUCUCUAUUUUGUUGUCUCAUACAUAUAAUUCGGAAGUUAUGAUAAAUGAGAAUGUCAAAUCUUUGCCAGAAACUAAGGUAAGCAUAUCUGCUAAAUUGAUUUCAAAGGAACCAGAAACUGUAAAUAUAUUUGAUAAGUAUAAUGAAAAUGAUGGUGAAUUCUCUGAUGAUAAUGAUGAUAAAUUCUCUGAUGAUAACGAUGAUGGGGAUUAUUGUGGUUUUUCUGACAAAGAUAAACCAG
Messenger RNA from Dentiscutata erythropus, 768 nucleotides. Lineage: Eukaryota; Fungi; Glomeromycota; Glomeromycetes; Diversisporales; Gigasporaceae. The record is from the annotation of a GenBank genome assembly.